CUUUUCGCGCCACUACGGUUGGAGUAGCGCAGUGCGCACUCCCCUUGCUCUAUAUAACCCGUCCCCUACUCUGCUCUCGCUACUUUCCCCUAUUCCUUAUUGCAAUGGCGGACGGUCACUUGUUCAACAGUAUCUCUCUUGGUGGCCGUGGAGGAACCAAUCCAGGGCAACUUAAAGUUCAUUCAGGUGGGGUAGUAUGGAAGAAACAAGGAGGUGGCAAGGCUGUGGAAGUUGAUAAAUCUGACUUGUUGGGCCUUACGUGGAUGAAGGUUCCGCGAUCUAAUCAACUUGGAGUACGGACCAAAGAUGGCUUGCAUUACAAAUUCACUGGUUUCCGGGAUCAGGAUGUUGCCACUCUGACUGCGUUUUUCCAGUCCAAUUUUGGGACAACACCAGAGGAGAAGCAGCUCUCUGUCAGUGGAAAAAACUGGGGAGAAGUUGAUUUGAAUGGGAAUACACUUACUUUUCUUGUGGGAAGUAAGCAAGCGUUCGAGAUAUCUCUAGCGGAUGUUGCGCAGACCCAACUUCAGGGAAAAAAUGAUGUUAUGUUGGAAUUCCAUGUAGACGACACAACUGGUGCUAAUGAGAAAGAUUCAUUAAUGGAAAUAAGUUUUCACAUCCCCAAUUCGAACACUCAAUUUGUUGGGGAUGAAAGUCGUCCUUCUGCUCAGGUGUUUCGAGACAAGAUUGUCUCAAUGGCAGAUGUUGGAGCUGGAGGUGAAGAAGCUGUUGUUACUUUUGAUGGAAUUGCCAUACUCACUCCUAGGGGACGAUACAAUGUUGAGCUUCAUCUCUCAUUUUUGCGUCUCCAAGGACAAGCAAAUGACUUCAAAAUUCAGUACAGCAGUGUUGUUCGCGUUUUUUGGUUGCCUAAGUAUAACCAACCACAUACAUUUGUCGUUGUUACUCUUGAUCCACCAAUUAGGAAGGGACAAACUCUAUAUCCACAUAUUGUGAUGCAGUUUGAGACAGAUGCUGUGAUAGACACCACCUUAUCGAUGAGUGAAGAACUUUACAAUACGAAGUAUAAGGACAGGCUUGAGCCAGAGCAUAAGGGACUCAUACAUGAGAUCUUUGUUACAAUUCUGCGAGGGUUAUCUGGGGCAAAAGUUACUAAACCAGGGAAGUUCCGUAGUAGUCAAGAUGGUUAUGCGGUGAAGUCAUCACUUAAAGCUGAAGACGGAGUUCUUUAUCCACUUGAAAAGAGCUUUUUCUUUUUACCUAAACCACCCACUCUCAUUCUUCAUGAGGAGAUUGACUAUGUGGAGUUUGAGAGGCAUACUGCUGGAGGUUCGAAUAUGCAUUACUUUGAUCUUCUCAUCAGACUUAAGACUGAGCAGGAGCACCUUUUCCGAAAUAUCCAGAGAAAUGAGUACCAUAAUCUCUUUUCAUUCGUCAAUGAUAAAGGUCUGAAGAUCAUGAAUUUGGGGACUGAUCAGGCUACGGAGGGAGUUGCAUCUGUUAUUAAUGAUAUUGAUGAUUCUGUCGACCCACAUCUUGAAAGAAUCAAGAAUGAAGCUAUUGGAGAUGAAAGUGAUGAGGAGGAUGAGGAUUUUGUGGCUGACAAAGAUGAUGAAGGCUCCCCUACUGAUGAUUCUGGAGGAGAAACUGAUGCCAGUGACAGUGGAGAUGAGAAAGAGGCACCCAUGAAAAAGAAAUCCAAGAAGGAGCCGUCUGCUUUGAAGGCGUCAUCAAGUAGAAAAAAGACCAAAGAUGACGAUGAUGAUGGGUCAAAGAGAAAGAAACAGAAGAAGAAGAAGGAUCCAAAUGCACCAAAGAGGGCAAUUAGUGCCUUUAUGUUCUUCUCCCAAACAGAGAGAGAGAAUGUGAAGAAGAGUAAUCCAGGAAUUUCAUUUACAGAAGUCGGGAAGGUACUUGGUGAAAGAUGGAAUAAGAUGACAGCUGAGGAGAAAGCUCCAUAUGAAGCAAAAGCCCGGGCCGACAAGAAACGGUAUACUGAAGAAAUCAGUGGCUACAAGAAUCCACAAACCACAAAUGUAGACUCUGCAGAUGAAUCUGAUAGUGCUUAGGCAUAACCAGGGCUUUAAUUAAUUGUGAUACAGUCAGAAGAACAUAAUGCUUCUUAAUAGAUGUCAUAGUACAGGAAUAUCUGAAAAGCAUUUGGACAAAUCUUUCUGUGAGAUGUUAGUAUGAUCGAAAAGGAGACAAUGUGCAGGAUGUUGUAUCUUAUGGUUAUUUGUCUUCUGGGUACAAUUGUAGCAUAGCUGUGCCUGUCUCCAACUGGCUGACAGGUACUGUUACUAC
Sesamum indicum (sesame) is the source of this 2265-nucleotide messenger RNA. RefSeq names its product FACT complex subunit SSRP1. Gene Ontology annotation, cellular component: nucleus; FACT complex. Gene Ontology annotation, molecular function: DNA binding; histone binding; nucleosome binding. Lineage: Eukaryota; Viridiplantae; Streptophyta; Magnoliopsida; Lamiales; Pedaliaceae. The record is from RefSeq and is a predicted model, not a curated record.